AUGUAUUCUUUCUAUGAGGACAAAGAGAUGAAACGCCGAAUCGUGAUGGAAGAGAUAUAUGAAGAAGUGUUGCAGAUGAGACAUAGAACGGAAUUGGCUGUCCAAAGAAUGCAAGAAGCACAACGCCAAAAAGAGUUCCAAGAGAUGAAUUAUAUGCGAAAUGAGCUUGCGCAAAGUGUUGAACGAAUGAGUCUUCAUCUCCAAACUAUAAUUGACAACAACUCAAGAAGAGAGAGACAAGAAGCUCAUGAGAAAGUAAUCUCAUCAAUGGAGGACAAUGAUGUAGAAGAUGAACCAAGGGAGGUGGUACUGCAGCCAGUACCUAUACUUCUUCCACCACCAUACUCACUCAAGGGAACAGAGAAACUCACUUGUGGGAGUGAGCUGGUGGAUGUGCUGAAACUUGAUGAGACUUGUCCUCCAAAUGAAGAGGUAGUUGACUUGGAAUUUAUACAUACCUUGAUGAAUGAAGAAGAGUCAACUAUCUCCAUUGAUGAGGGUCAUGUUGAUGGGGUCAAAGGUAAACAUACUUGGGGAGUGCAAGAAGAGAUGGUUGAUUUUCAUCAAUUUCAAGCCGAGAAAAUCCCCAAAGUGUUGGAAGAGUGGAGCAAGAAAGAUUUUCCUCUAUGUUGGAUGAUUCAAAAGUAUGCUUCCUGGAGGCACGAUAAGCUAAUUGAUGGCACAUUCUUGUGGUAUCAAGAUGGCUAUUCUGAGUGA
Messenger RNA from Oldenlandia corymbosa var. corymbosa, 717 nucleotides. The record is from the annotation of a GenBank genome assembly. Lineage: Eukaryota; Viridiplantae; Streptophyta; Magnoliopsida; Gentianales; Rubiaceae.